AUGGCCUUGCCUUAUAUCUGCCUUCGUUUUGUUCCAAUCGAAAGAGAACAUCUCGACAGCAAAACUAACGUGACGGUUGGAUCAUUUUCUUGGGCGUAUGUACACAUUCUUAUGGGGAAUUUAUGUGACAUUUACCACUUCAGGCUGACAAAGGGGUGCCCAGAAUCCUUUAUCCCCACAUCCCUGCCUCUGGACCCCUCUCUUCCGCGGACACCAUCAGUCGCCAAAAUGAAACUCGGCCGGUUGGGAAAAAUCGCCCUUGUCGUUCUGGUGGUGUUGAUAGCUGUGGCAGCCAUCGGUCUCAUUAUUUACUUUGUGGUCUAUGGGAAGACGCCAUUCUAUUACCACAUCCGCUUUAAAAUCAAUAACGUUGACUACAAUACCAACUUUGAGAAGCUGCACUCCCCAGAGUCCCUAAAACUUGGCGAGAGGAUAGAGUCUUUGGUGAAUGAAAUAUUUAAAAGUUCCAAACUGAGAAGAUUAUAUGUCAACUGCCGUCUUGUCAAAAUCAGCCGGGCCAGUGCCCACGUGAUGGUGUAUGCUGUGCUGAAACUCAAGUCCUGCUACACCAACAGUCAAGUGAUGUUUCGGGAAAGGACGGAAAACAUUUUACUUCAGAAACUGAAAAGUGACAAAGGGUCCUUAUGCAUAGAUCCCUCUUCAUUCCAACUCACAGAUAUUGACAAGGAAGCGGCAGAAAAUCUCCUCAAUAACUGCUGCGGGCGACGGACCGUCAAGCAGUCGACGAUCCUCCCCAUCGGCGACCGGAUCGCUGGAGGCCUGGAUGCCCAGGAGGGAGAGUGGCCAUGGCAGGCCAGCCUGAAACAGAACAACGUCCAUCGCUGCGGGGCCACGCUGAUCAGCAACAGCUGGCUGGUGACUGCCGCGCACUGCUUCCGGAACGCCAACGACCCCCGCCAAUGGACCGUUAGCUUCGGGCACCUCUUAAGCCAUCCGAAAAUGAGACGAAAAAUCAACUACAUCAUCAUCCACGAGAAGUACCACUACCCUGCACAUGACCACGACAUCGCCUUGGUGCACCUCUCCACGCCAGUGCUCUUCUCAAACAUCAUCCGCCGCAUCUGCCUCCCAGAGUCCGGUCAUUACUUCCCGCCCAAUUCAGACGUGAUGGUCACGGGAUGGGGGUCGUCCAGGACAGACGGAGCAAGACCUAACAUUCUCCAGAAAGGAGCAGUGAAAAUCAUCGAUACGGAGACAUGCAAUAGAGAAGAGGUGUACAGUGGCGUCAUCACACCAGGAAUGCUGUGUGCUGGCUACCUGGAAGGCAAUGUAGAUGCCUGUCAGGGCGAUUCCGGAGGGCCAUUGGUUGGCUCUGAUGCUCGAGGCAUGUGGUACCUUGCUGGAAUAGUCAGCUGGGGAGAUGAAUGUGCUCUGCCCAACAAGCCUGGCGUCUACACUCGAGUGACUUACUAUCGCGACUGGAUCAAGUCCAAAACGGGCCUCUAGUACACUUCUUCCUCUGGACGAAAGAAAGGACACUAACGAAUCACGUCGGCUCUUAACUCUCAAUCCACACUUCAUCCCACGCUCCCUUUAUGCCCAUCUGAGAUGGCAAAUUUAAACACAUACAAUGCACGAUCUGAAGAAGGGCCCUCGGCUUAAUUUCAC
Messenger RNA from Tachyglossus aculeatus (Australian echidna), 1629 nucleotides. Its product is annotated as transmembrane protease serine 11C-like. The transcript is spliced from 11 exons. Gene Ontology annotation, biological process: proteolysis. Gene Ontology annotation, molecular function: serine-type endopeptidase activity. Lineage: Eukaryota; Metazoa; Chordata; Mammalia; Monotremata; Tachyglossidae. The record is from RefSeq and is a predicted model, not a curated record. Bases 1 to 1467 code for a protein of 488 amino acids.